Molecule: messenger RNA, 2119 nt
Organism: Camponotus floridanus (Florida carpenter ant)
Lineage: Eukaryota; Metazoa; Arthropoda; Insecta; Hymenoptera; Formicidae
Gene: Pop2
Product: CCR4-NOT transcription complex subunit 7
Exons: 7
Coding region: 358-1209 (283 amino acids)
Cellular component (GO): CCR4-NOT complex; CCR4-NOT core complex; P-body
Molecular function (GO): poly(A)-specific ribonuclease activity; nucleic acid binding
Source: RefSeq, a predicted model, not a curated record
UGAUAUGAAGAAGGAAAGACCGUGACAGAGGGAAUUUGAAGAUAAGAGUGGCCUCGGUGAAUGCAGGAAUAUGCCUUCGGCUACCGAUUAAAAGUCACAUAUAUUGACUGAAUCAGGAACAAUGAAAGUGAAAUAUGCACAUGUACCCAGUUAAGAAAUAAAGGACAUACAUAUUACAGCAAUAAAGAAGCAGAGUAAAUUAAAUGCAAGUUUCAAGUGGAUGAAAAUAUAUUCAAUAAAGGAAGUCUUUUGUAGAAGUCUUUUGUUGAUAAUGGUGUGAUUAUAUAUUUUGAAAAAGAUGCACAUCUAUUAGAAGGUGGGACCAACCCAAUAGGGCAGCAGAAGGGAGGAGGGACUAUGCCCAGUAAUGAAGAAUGUGGUAUUAGAGAUGUAUGGGGACACAAUCUCGAAGAGGAAUUUCGCACAAUUCGUCAAGUCGUGCAGCAAUAUCAAUACAUUGCAAUGGAUACAGAAUUUCCUGGUGUCGUAGCUAGACCUAUUGGUGAAUUCAGAACUAAUGCCGAUUAUCAAUAUCAGCUCUUACGUUGCAAUGUAGAUCUUUUGCGAAUAAUUCAACUUGGUCUCACAUUCCUUGAUGAAUCGGGGAAUACGCCUGGUGGUAGCUACACAACAUGGCAGUUUAAUUUUAAAUUCAACUUACAUGAAGACAUGUAUGCACAGGAUAGUAUAGAUAUGCUACAAAAUAGUGGUAUACAGUUUAAGAAACAUGAAGAGGAAGGCAUCGAUCCUUUAGAAUUUGCUGAAUUGCUAAUGACAUCGGGAAUUGUUCUUGUUGAUGAUAUAAAAUGGCUAUCUUUUCAUUCUGGUUAUGACUUUGGUUAUUUACUGAAGCUCCUCACGGAUCAAAAAUUGCCACAGGAAGAAAGUGAAUUUUUCGAGCUGUUGAGGAUAUAUUUCCCAACGAUAUAUGAUGUAAAAUACUUAAUGAAAUCAUGCAAGAACUUGAAAGGUGGUUUACAAGAAGUUGCAGAACAGUUGGAAAUUCAAAGAGUAGGCCCUCAACAUCAAGCAGGGUCCGAUUCUCUUCUUACUGGAAUGGUCUUUUUUAAAAUGCGAGAGAUGUUUUUCGAAGAUAAUAUUGAUGAUGCAAAGUAUUGUGGGCACUUAUAUGGUUUGGGUACGUCAUUUGUUAUGAAUGGAUCUAGCGGAUAUAUGGACAGUAAUGGUGAUAAUGCCUCAACAUCGUAAUGUUAAAGAAAGAAUCAAUCGUAACAGAGAGAUUAUUUCAUUACAAAUAAAAUGUUACAAAAAAAUCUUUUCACUUAAUGAUCAAGCGUAUAGUUCGUAUCCGCAAAAUUAUAUCGACAUCAUUGCUGCAGAUUUCACAUAAAAGUCGAUUUAGACAUGUUUCUUUCAAAUCUUUUUAAUUUUUUUUGGGUUCCAAUAUCUGUGACUUUUAUAGAUUCCUUCUGUGAUAAGUACCAUCAAUCGAAAAUAUUUACAACACCAAACAGCAAAUAAAAAAUGUAAUGUAAUUUUUUUUGUAAACAUUUGGACAAUAUUGAUAUAUAAGAUACCAUUACAGUACAAAAAUUCCAUAAUUUCCUUCAUUUUUAAUAUCCUUGCAUAUAUAUAUUUAUAUCUAAAUACUGAAAUGACACAAGGCGUUUAACAUCAUACUCAAGCCAAACGCAAUGUAUAUGCUACAUGUAUAGAUGUAUCUAUUACCAUUAACACACACACAUACAUAUAUAUAUUCUAUGAUGCAUUUGUAGCGCGAUACACAUUUUAAGUAUGAAACAAUGGUACAUUUUAGAAAACCAUUAAUGAAGGAAGGAUGCACUAUUUUUUCCCGCGUUUUUAAGUUAAACAUAUAUAUAUAUAUAAAUAUUGAUAUAAGAAUCGUAUCUUUUUAUUAUAUAUAUAACGAAUGUUCUAAAUGACGUAAAUGAUGCAUUCGUGUAAAAAGUUAGUAAUAUAAUUAAAGGCGAGGUAUCCUUUAUAUAACAUUUGCUAUAUAUACUGCACUGUUUUAUUGUAAAACUUGAGUCCGCAAAAAAAAAAAGAAAGAUUUUGGUACAUUUUCAAACCAAUCGUACUAAAAAUAUCUGCUUUGUAAAUAACGGACAGUUACAAAAAUCGAAUAAAUAAUUUACUU